CAGGACUGAGCAAUUCAUCCAUGCAACAUUGCAAAGGGAAUGAGCCAGCUGAUGAGGAUGUUGAUAUUGGUGGAAAUGAACCGCCAGUCUCUAGCUACCCCUCUGUUGAGAUAGAGAAGGACAUGGACCAUAGAAGCAGUAAGUGCAUCAGCGCAGGUAGCUCUAGUGAUUCAGACCCCAGCAGUUCUGAUAAUGAAUCUGAUGGUGAUAAAGAGGAAAGUCCUGCAAAUGCAUCUAAGGUGCCAGGAGCCAUGGAUUCUGGAGCUCAAUCAGAUAAAAAGACAAGUAUUGAUAAUCCUCUUGAUAGAAAUCAGUCUAUCAGUGGGUUGGAUCAGCUGGAUCAGGCUUCCCAGCCAAAGCCAAGUUCUGUUGAGUCAGACGGUCGCCAAGAUGGGGAUAGUGCUCCAAGUGAGAGGCAGGUUUCCCCGGAAAAGCAAUAUAGGGCUGCCUUGUUGAAGAAUCGAUAUGCAGAUAUCAUUUUGAAAUCCCGUGAGAAGACACUCUCACAGAAUGACAAGGGUGACCCAGAGAAACUUCGUCGGAAGAGAGAGGAACUUGAACUACAGAAGAAGAAAGAAAAAGCGCGGUUACAAGCAGAAGCCAAGGCUGCUGAAGAUGCUCAAAAGCGGGCAGAAGCAGAAGCUGCAGCUGAGGCUAGAAAAAAGAGAGAACUCGAGAGAGAAGCAGCCCGACAGGCAUUGGCAGAGAUGGAAAAGACUGUCGUAGUCGAUGAAAAUCCUCGUUUUCUUCAAGACUUAGAAAUGCUUAGGACUGGCCCUGCUGAGCAUUUGCCAAGUUCAGUUGAUGAGACAAGCCCGGACAACUCUCAAGAUGGGUUGGGCAGUUUCAAGUUUGGAGCCAGUAACCCUCUGGAACAACUUGGUUUGUUCAUGAAAGAUGAUGAAGAAGAGGAAGAAGGUGAGCCCCAUACAACUUCCGAUCCCGUUAAUGAUGUUGAGGAAGGGGAAAUUGAUUGAGAUCAGCUCCUUGUAUUGUCAUGUUAGUAUAAAGAACAUAAAAUAUCUUGAUCCAUUGGACCUAAGAAAAGCAGAACAGAGACAAAAGUGAAACUUGCAUGGGUACUUUUUCUAUGUCCUUUUGUCUUUGGCUGCUUUGAACUUGAGAAAAGAACGAUAUAUACCAAAGGUGAUACUUGAUAGGAAAGAAGCAUGGUUGUAGGGCAAGUUAUUAUGCCCAUGAGCAAAAUGUGUAGUUGUGAACUAGUGCUGGAGGACAGAGAACUGGAGACUUGGGUGUCAAACGAAAAAUGAGCAGCAGCCUGCAUUCUAGCCAAAGUAUGAAAUUUAGAGUUUAAUCCUGGUUUAGCAUUUUGUUGUGAUGACGGAACGUGUUGAGGAGAAAAAAGAAAACAGGAACUGGACAUUUUGAAUACUAUUUAUAUAAUCAUCAAUUCAGCUGUCUCAUUUUACAAUUGUUGUCAUGGAGUUUGUAUAAGAAAACACAGUUGGUUGUUGUGACAGUAAUGGAAGUAUUUUUGAGUAGUAGGCAAUUUCUAUGGACUGAAAA
Carica papaya (papaya) is the source of this 1527-nucleotide messenger RNA. The record is from RefSeq and is a predicted model, not a curated record. NCBI's taxonomy places the organism in Eukaryota, Viridiplantae, Streptophyta, Magnoliopsida, Brassicales, Caricaceae.